GGAAGUUGUCAGUGACAGUACUCUUUACGUGGUUUAUGUAUUUGAGGUUGAGCUUUCGAACUACAACUUGAGUUUGCUGCUGUGUGUAUUUUAGCAUAGAAUGGCUCGUUACUUCAGGGAACAGGAUAUUGAUGAAUUUCGUGAUUGUUUUUAUCUCAAUGCCCGCAGUGGUCAGAUACGUAAUUUAGAUGAGCUUACUCUUAUAAUGAGGUCACUUGGGAUGAACCCAACUAUUACAGAACUGAAGAAAUAUUUUAAAGACAAAGGUGGAAAGAUUUCAUUUGCUGAUUUUUUGGAUAUUAUGCACACGCACACAAAGAAAGAGAAUGUUCCGGAAGAAAUAAUGAAAGCAUUUAGGGCCACUGAUAAAGGAAAAAGUGGACAGGUUUCUGCUCGAGAACUGCGACGUAUUCUUGUUAACUGGGGGGAGAAACUGAGCUCUAAAGAAGUGGACCGCAUCUUCAGGGAAGCCAAUAUAUCUCCAAAUGGGUAUGUCAGAUAUGAAGAUUUUGUUCGUGUUGUUUGUGCUCCAGUACCAGAUUAUUACUAAUUUCUUGUGUAUUUAAAGACUUGCAUGUAAAAAAUUUAUCAUGUUCAAAAUUUUGUUUAUCAAGAAUUAAUUUAUGGUUUUAUGUGGUUGUGGAAAACUGUGAUUUUCUUCUAUUAUGAUUAAUGAAAGAAAAAUAAAUCUUGAUUUUGAAUAUUUUUUUUAAGUAUUUAA
Limulus polyphemus (Atlantic horseshoe crab) is the source of this 721-nucleotide messenger RNA. RefSeq names its product calmodulin-like. NCBI's taxonomy places the organism in Eukaryota, Metazoa, Arthropoda, Merostomata, Xiphosura, Limulidae. Bases 101 to 550 code for a protein of 149 amino acids. The transcript is spliced from 5 exons. Gene Ontology annotation, molecular function: myosin heavy chain binding; calcium ion binding. The record is from RefSeq and is a predicted model, not a curated record. Gene Ontology annotation, cellular component: cytoplasm; myosin II complex.